This is a messenger RNA of Podarcis muralis (Common wall lizard), 6071 nucleotides long. It is a transcript of the gene PRKX, whose product is annotated as protein kinase cAMP-dependent X-linked catalytic subunit. Gene Ontology annotation, cellular component: cAMP-dependent protein kinase complex; cytosol. Gene Ontology annotation, molecular function: ATP binding; cAMP-dependent protein kinase activity. Lineage: Eukaryota; Metazoa; Chordata; Lepidosauria; Squamata; Lacertidae. The record is from RefSeq and is a predicted model, not a curated record. Gene Ontology annotation, biological process: protein phosphorylation.
CGCGUCAGCAGCUGCAAGAGCCAUGUGCAAAAGGCAGACAGCAGCGUUGCGGCGUGUUUUCGUUGUAAAUUUCAAGCAGCAGCUCCCUCCAGCCGGUCGUUUGUUGCUCCUCCUCCUCCUCCCGCUUUUCUCUCUCGCCUCGCCCGCGGGCCCCGCCCUCUCUCCGGCUCUUGCCGCAGCUGCAGGAAGCCAAGCCCCGCCCUCUCAUCCCCGCGUGCGACCGACCGACCGGCUGGCUGGCUGGCUGGCGGGCGAGUGAGGCAGAGAGCGAGACUCGGGCAAGCCCCAUUGUCUGAUCGGAGGCGCCGGCGGGAAGCGCGCGAGGAGCGAAGGCGCACGACCGGUCUCCAGAGAGCCAGGCGAGCGCGCGCGCACAUCACACACACACACACACACACACACGCAACCAGGCAAGCCGAGAAGCUGCGCCCGGGCGCGAUGCGGGGCGCCAGCCGCCGCUUUGCAGCUGCCGAGAGGCUCCUCCGACACCCGGGCCCGGCUCGGGGCAGCGGCAGCUGCUGAAGAGGGAAGGAGGCCGGGCCGGCGCCGGCGCCCCAAACUUCGCCCUUUUGCCUUGACAGGGCGCGCCUUUUCUUCCUCCCUCCCCUCGCCGCCCCAUGGAGACGUUGAGCGCCGUGCGGGCGAAAGUAGGGGCCAGGAGCCCCGGCGGCUGCGAGGCGGGCGGCACCGGCGAGCCCCAGCCCGCGCCGUCUUCCAGUCCUGCCGGCCGAGGCUCUCCGGCGCACCCGGCGCCGGACUCGCCCGCUUAUCGACUGGAGGAUCUGGAGACCUUAGCCACUGUUGGGACAGGUACUUUUGGGCGGGUUCAUCUGGUGAAAGAGAAAUCGGCCAAAUGCUACUUUGCGUUGAAAGUAAUGAGCAUUCCAGAUGUCAUUCGACUAAAACAAGAACAGCAUGUGCACAAUGAAAAAGCGGUCUUGAAAGAAGUGAAUCAUCCAUUUCUGAUCAGAUUAUUUUGGACUUACCAUGAUGAACGCUUUCUAUAUAUGCUGAUGGAAUAUGUACCUGGGGGUGAACUUUUUAGUUAUCUGCGCAACAUGGGACGCUUUAAUAACAGCACUGGACUGUUUUACUCUGCAGAGAUUAUUUGUGCAAUAGAAUAUCUUCACUCAAAAGAAAUUGUUUACAGAGACUUAAAGCCUGAAAAUAUUUUAUUAGACAAAGAGGGGCAUAUAAAACUCACCGAUUUUGGAUUUGCUAAAAAGCUGGUUGAUAGGACAUGGACGCUCUGUGGGACCCCAGAAUAUCUUGCCCCAGAAGUCAUACAGAGUAAAGGUCACGGAAGAGCAGUAGAUUGGUGGGCCCUCGGCAUUCUGAUAUUUGAGAUGCUGUCUGGGUUUCCUCCAUUCUUUGAUGACAACCCUUUUGGAAUAUAUCAGAAGAUUCUUGCUGGUAAAAUAGAUUUCCCCAGGCAUCUGGAUUUAUAUGUAAAGGACCUUAUUAAAAAACUUCUUGUGGUUGACCGAACAAGACGGCUAGGAAACAUGAAGAAUGGAGCUGAUGAUGUGAAGAGGCACAGAUGGUUCAGGUCUGUAGACUGGGAUGCUGUACCACAGAGAAAAUUAAAGCCUCCUAUAGUCCCGAAGGUAUCAAAUGAUGGUGAUACAUCCAACUUUGAAGCUUAUCCUGAAGAUGACUGGAACAAAAUGCCUCCUGCACCUCCUAAAGAUUUAGAAAUUUUCAAGAACUUCUAAAUGUGAGACACAAAAUGUCAUUAAGAAACUGGAAGAUUAUUAAUGUGCUAGUUGGGAACCGGCAAAGAAGAACAUGAAAAAAGUUAUGAAGAAUUUCUUUGAAAUGAGUGAAAGAACGUUACUUCAUUAUUCAUAAAGAAAUAAUGUUAAAAGAUGGGAAAGGGUCAAUAAGUUUAGUUGUAUGGAUUUGGCAUUAGUUCAGUAAACUAAAAUACUGAAGCACCUACCCUGAGGUGUAGACUUUGAAACUGUUAUAGUUUUUUGGGGUUUGUUUUUUUUAAAAAAGAAACAGUUAUUUUUAGUUUUGUUUCUUGCUAUGCCCAAAUAUUUUUGCAUAGUUAUCUCAUUGACUAACUUUAUAAGUUUAUACUAAGAUUGUCAUUUAAAGCACAGAUUAGAAUAUGUGUAUAUAAAGAAAUCAAUACAGAAAAAGGCACAUAAACUGUGCUGAAAUGUAAAUUUUUGUACUUUACAGAGUCUAUGGUUUUUAUUCUUAAAUGUUUUUUCAAGAUGCCCCCUAGAAGAAGAAAAUCUUAAAAUGAUCAAUAGGUUUUUCAGCAUCUUCUAUACAUUUUAUAAUUCUUUGUAAAAAAGAAAUAUACAAGUAAAUUUUGAGAAAAUUGUAACAUUUCCAGUGCUCCACACCUGCAGCCCUACUAUUUGAAAGCUGAAAGAUAAAGGGCCUGUAUGUUUUGUUUAGAUUACACAAUGUUUUCUUUAUGAAUUUGAGUUGAAAUUUUGUCCAUGCAAAUCAUGAUUCUUGAUUACUGCAGACUAUGUAAAAUGUUUUUCAUUAACUAUAUGAAAUCAUGGCAAAAUCAUACCUAUUGGUAAGGUGUGUUCUCUGAGUUUAGGUUUAGAAUCGUUGCACUUACAGGGACCUGAAGCUCAUCUAAUAAAUCUUCUGCCAUAUGCACUGUUUCAUACAUGCAUUACCAUCACUGAACAACUGCAACCUAAGGUGAUGGCUUGGUGCGUGAAACAUUCACCACAGAUCAACUGCUACAAUCAGAUUUCACGUUGCAUAAGUAUCACUUGAGGAAACAAGGCUAUUCACAUGGUCUUCUGAGUCAUCAUCGUGAAAAUUAAUGAACAUCUUUGUGUGUAAAUUAAAAUUCUACAGAUUCCGAAGUAGAAUCUUCUACAUGUCAAUUAAUGUCAUUUAUACUGCUGAAAUAAACCAGAAUAUGUAGAAUUAGGACUAUAUACUUACAUGAUCCCAAGGUUGAGCUCAACAGGCAAGGAGAGCCUGUGGCCUUCUAGAUGUGGCUACAAGUCCCAUCCCUUUGAUCAUUGGCCAUAUCAGCUGGGACUGACUAGAGUUGGAAAUCCAACAUAUGAAGGGUUAUGAUGUGUAGAAGUUCUUUGAGCUGUUCACACCUAGUACUACUACUAGGAUUUAAGCUUACUUAUUUCUGGCAAGCUUAACUUUGAACUGGCAUGUAUAUUUAAAAAUAAAAUUUCAGCAGUUGUGCAUUCAGAGAAAUAUUUGUUGUAUGUGAAAUUCUCUCCAGUGAUGGCUUUAGACACCUACCAUGGUUAUAGAUGUUUGGUCUGUACAUUUGAAGAAGUUGUUUAAAAAAAUCAAUGACUGAUUCUUCUCCCCACAGUCUGCAAAUCCUCACUGUUAGGUGGCUCAUGCAUAUGCAAUUUAUAAAUGUAAAGACUUGUCCAGCUUUCUGGUCUCUUCUGGUCAGUUUUCCCCACAGACCUUUACUGUGACUAUUUGAACCUGAGAUGCUACAAAAAACCCAUAUUUCUCUUAUUGUACAUAAGAUCACAUUUUUUUAGACCACAUUGUGGGGAAAACUGACUCCAAAAAGAGGAGAUAGCGUGUCUUGCAAGUGGCAGGGGAUUGAAACUUUUCACAGUUUCCUGUCACCUACUCAUUAUCAAAUGAGUUCUAGUGCUUUUCCUUCUGUACUUUUCGCAGUUAGUACAAUCUAUCUGCCAGAGAAUAAGUGACUGUUUUGCUGUUACUGCAUCUACUGAUUCUGAACACACAACGUUUGUGUGUCUUGCAUAAUUCUUCCGAGAUGAACCUUCCAAAUCUUGACUUCCUGUGUUGCAGAAUCUUGGCAUUUGAUGUGCAAUGUAUUAAGGUGCUUGCAAACAGAGUACUUCUGUUUGUUUCUAGCUUGUAGCAGUUUUAACAGUUGGAACCACGCUAAGCAAGAAAAACAGUGGAUACAGGAAGACAUACUGCUUAAUUUGCACAUAACACUCAGCCAAACCACAACUUGGCAUGAAUGCACAUGUUCCCGGACAGGAGGUUGUGAGCUGUAAACCAAGAACAAACCCUGGUGCAGCUCAUAAUUUGUCUAAAGCAAAAGAAACAACCAGCCCAGGUUUGCAUGACACACUAAGCCAAACCAUGGGUAGCUCAAAACAGGAAGAAUGGAACAGCCUCUUUUGUGGGAGUAUGCAUGUUCAUGCUAAGCCAUGAUUUGCCUUAUUGUUAUAUGUAAAUUGAGCCAAUGUAUUCUAUGAGUUGGUCUGCUAUUCCAUAAAUUUAUAUCCUCUGAAUUCAGUUAUGCUAUUACAACUUCUUUCUCAAGGAAAAAAUAAUAAUACUGAAAUAGUGCUUCCAAUAAGUAAGUAGGAAAGUAACAUUUCCUUAGCUGUAAAAGUUAUACCAGAGAAUUGUGGCUUUCAUUUGGCAAGUUAAUCAUCCAUAAAAUAAAUCAAUUAUGUAUUGUAAAUUGAAUUCUGCACAGGAAGAAACUGAAUCUUCAUUUGUAUGAACGACAGGUGCAUUUUAGAAUAUAGCUUCCCUUAGCAUAAACAACAAUAUAAAAGAGCUGUUCUGAUGCAUCUGUUCACAAGGCACUGGUGAUGCUUCGCAAAUAUUGUGCACUGAAGUCUGAAGCCUGCCUUAUGGUUAAUUUAGCAGGAUACCACCAAACUGGAAACAGCAAAAGGCUGCCUCGAAAAGUGAUAAUGCAGUAUGGGUGUUGUGCUUUUAUCUUCCAAUUUUCUGCUGUAAGCUGCCCUGGGGAAAUAGUUAUUGACAGUUUAUAUAAAUAAAAUGAAUAAAUUAAAAAAACAUCAACUGGAGCUGCGCACACUGGGCUGGAUCCAGACUGAGUUAGUUGAACUUGGUCCAGUUGAAGUAAAUUGAACAAUUUAGCUUUGACUUGGUUAUCAUUGAAAUCAGUGGGUGUCAAGUUCAGCUAAACCUCUAUUCGGGCAUUAUAGCCCCUAUAAAGGAGCAAUGCAAAAUCAGUGAGUAUCUAUGCCCCUUGUGUCUGCACAUACAGCAUGGCAUCUACUGGGAAGUGUACCUUUUCAAAUGCAGAGGUGUGCACAAAAGCUUCCAUGUGAUCUGGAACCACAGCCCAGUUUUGCUGCUCCCAUGUUGCUUUAUAUGGGAACUAUAAUGCCCGAAGAUGGCUUAGGCUGCAGUCCUAUAUGCCAGGAAGAGGAAACUUGUUUCUCUCCAGAUGUUGGAUUCCAAAUUUCAUAGCUGCAACCCUCAUGUCCAGUGAUCAGGAAUGAGAGAGUUUGUAGUCAAACAACAUGUGGCAGGCCACAGAUUCAUUUCACAGCCCUAGCUUCUCCCAAAUUCCACUUAAUUUUUUUCAUACACCUAUUGAUUUAUUUUUAUUAGAAUUCUUAUUCUUCAUGCCUUAUUUUUAUAAUGAUUAGAUCUUUUUAAGGGACUCAAAACAAAAAUUCCCCUUUUCACAUCAACACACAGCUUUCAUGAUAUGGAUGAAACCAAAACAAAUCGCCCCUACGGCCUUCUCUGUAUUCAAUUAUAAGGUGGAUAAUGGGCAUAAUUUUGUAACCAAACAUGAUGCAGUAUAAUUGAAAUGGGGGUCAUGCCUUAAAUUGCCUAGAUGUACUUGCUUGCUCAAACGUUUGUGCUGUUGUUGAAUUUAACAAAGGUGAUCUGCUGUAGAAGAGCAAAUUUAAUUUAUUGAAAUGUAGGUACUAAACUGUUUAACUGGAUGGACAAAUCUUGGAAAGUGGAAAAUAGCAAGCCAGUCAUCUUGCCAUCCUGGAAAACUAAGAUUCAGUGAUUCCUAUACUACAGAAUUUUUCAGCUUUCAAGAACUGUAGCAUAAUUCCUUUGUACUGUACUGUGUACAGAUUUCCUAUGUUUUGCACUUUUCUAUGGCAAACAUGACAGCUUUAUAAAUACUCUGUUGUACAGUAAGUAAGGGAUAGUUACAUUUGUGUAAAAAACCAAAUUGAACAGAUUUGACUUCCAACGCUGACUUGGACUGAUGUCGGAGAAGUUGCUUGCUUGUUUGAACUCAUGUGUAUAAGUACUGUACAAAUAUAUAAGUCAGUCCUCAUUGCACAAUGAAAAUCACUGUGAUCUGUAAAUAAAACUUAGUCCAAAAAUUA